AUUAAAUCGUGAAAUCCGCAAAAAUAAUGAAAAUGUCAAAUUGGAUUAAAUUAUCCCUUGGAGUUCCAAAUAUCAAGGGAAGACAGCUAGUUCUGAGCAAUACUCUUGUGAAUGGACAAUGCUUUAACUGGUAUGCACUUAGAGAACAUGACUAUGUGGGGGUCCUUGGUCAAUACCUCAUCAGGAUACAACAAGACAUGAAAGACUGUGAUAUACAAUUCAGAUACCAUACUCAUAAAAAAUAUAAAGAUGAAGGUGAUGAAGAUGAUCAAGUCCACUCUCUCCUUCUAGAUUAUUUCCAAAUGAAUGAAGUAAAUUUAGAGGAUUUGUAUACAACAUGGUCAAAUGACAAACAUUUCGCUUCAAUAGGUCCAUGAAUUCCUGGUUUAAGGAUCCUCAGGCAAGAUCCUUGGGAAUGAACAAUGUCUUUCCUUGUCAGCCAGAAUAAUAACAUCAAAAGAAUUACAGGACUCAUGCUUAAAAUCAGAAGCUCCUAUGGAGAGAGAAUAGGAGACCUUGACACAGUUCUCGAUGAAGAUGAAGAGUUUGAAGACUUUACUGUUUCUGAAUUCUAUACCUUUCCAACUCUUGAUCAACUUUCCAAAGCAAAAGAAGCAGAUUUCAGAGCUCUAGGACUUGGAUACAGAGCAAAGUACAUGGAAGCUUCAUGUAAAAUUAUCCAGAAGAAAGGCGGCGAGGAUUGGAUUAGAAAUCUUAGGCUAGAUCUUAAUUCUAAAAAGAAAGAAAAUAGCAAAGAAGAAGAGAAUGAUGAUGAAGAGGAACUGAAUCGUAAAACCCAAGACGAAACACCUAAAAAAAGUCAGCUUACACUAGAAAAUUUAGAAAGCAUUAGGGCCCAACUUGUAGAACUUAAAGGAGUUGGAAAUAAAGUUGCUGACUGUAUAUCAUUAUUCUCUCUGAAUUGUCUUAAUUCAGUACCUGUGGACACUCAUGUAGCUCAGAUUGCUAAAAGAGUGUACGGGAUGAGCGAAUCUAAUGCAAAGAACUAUCCUAAAGUUGUUGAUUUAUUCUAUCAAAAAUUUGGAACUUACUGUGGUUGGGCUCAUUCAGUUCUUUUUGCAGCUGAACUUCCUCAAUACAAGCCACUUCUGGAAACAAAAAAGAAGGGUAAAAGAAAGGAAAAAGAUCUCAAAUUAUCCGAAGAUCCUGGUCAAAAAAAGAUUAAAAUUUUAAAAUAA
Messenger RNA from Moneuplotes crassus, 1199 nucleotides. The record is from the annotation of a GenBank genome assembly. Lineage: Eukaryota; Ciliophora; Spirotrichea; Euplotida; Euplotidae.